CUUCUGUAGGCAUUACAGCUUCCCUGGAAGUCUCAGAAAGCCCUGGGAGUAUCCAGGUGGCCCGGGGUCACACAGCAGUGCUGCCCUGUACCUUCACUACCAGCGCUGCCCUCAUUAACCUCAAUGUCAUUUGGAUGGUCAUUCCACUCUCCAACGCUAACCAACCUGAACAGGUCAUUCUGUAUCAGGGCGGACAGAUGUUUGAUGGUGCCCCGCGGUUCCAUGGUAGGGUAGGAUUUACAGGCACCAUGCCAACUACCAAUGUCUCCAUCUUCAUUAAUAACACUCAACUCUCAGACACAGGCACCUACCAGUGUUUGGUCAACAACCUGCCAGACAGAGGGGGCAGGAACAUUGGAGUCACUGGUCUCACAGUGUUAGUUCCCCCUUCUGCCCCACACUGCCAAAUCCAAGGAUCCCAGGAUAUUGGCAGUGAUGUCAUUCUGCUCUGUAGCUCAGAAGAAGGCAUUCCUCGACCAACUUAUCUUUGGGAGAAGUUAGAUAAUACCCUCAAACUACCUCCAACAGCCACUCAGGACCAGGUCCAGGGGACGGUCACCAUCCGGAACUUCAGCGCUCUGUCUUCAGGUUUGUACCAGUGUGUGGCCUCUAAUGCCAUCGGAACCAGCACCUGCCUUCUGGAUCUCCAGGUUAUUUCACCCCAUCCCAGGAGCAUUGGACUAAUAGCUGGAGCCAUUGGCACUGGUGCAGUUAUUAUCCUUUUUUGCAUUGCACUAAUUUUAGGGGCAUUCUUUUACUGGAGAAGCAAAAGUAAAGAGGAGGAGGAAGAGGAAAUUCCUAAUGAAAUAAGAGAGGAUGAUCUUCCACCUAAAUGUUCUUCUGCCAAAGCAUUUCACACAGAGAUAUCCUCCUCAGAAAACAACACGUUAACCUCUUCCAACACCUACAACAGUCGAUACUGGAGCAACAAUUCAAAAGUUCAUAGAAACGCGGAGCCGUUCCCUCAGUUUAGUGACUUGCACCAGUCUUUCUCUCUCCACUCAGGCAAUGUCAACAUACCAUCCAUUUAUGCUAAUGGGAGCCACCUGGUCCCAGCUCCACAUAAGACUCUGGUAGUGACAGCCAACAAAGGGUCCUCGCCACAGAUUGUGUCCCGGAGCAAUGGCUCCGUUAGCAGGAAGCCUCGGCCUGAGCAUACACACUCCUACACCAUCAGCCAAGCAGCACUGGAGCGAAUUGGCGCUGUGCCUGUUAUGGUGCCAGCCCAGAGUCGGGCCGGGUCCCUGGUAUAG
Molecule: messenger RNA, 1253 nt
Organism: Loxodonta africana (African savanna elephant)
Lineage: Eukaryota; Metazoa; Chordata; Mammalia; Proboscidea; Elephantidae
Gene: IGSF11
Product: immunoglobulin superfamily member 11
Exons: 6
Coding region: 135-1253 (372 amino acids)
Cellular component (GO): cell-cell junction
Source: RefSeq, a predicted model, not a curated record